GGGGGCAAAAAGCUUUCAGACCUUCUUACUCCACCAGAAGAAAAAAGGAAACCAGGAAGCUACCACCCCCAUUUCCUCCCCUUUGCAUGUCACUCCUAACGUUACAGUAGGGUUGUGUGCCUGCAACUGGGACAGCCAUGGAGAAAAGUGGGAACAUUCAGCUGGAGAUUCCUGACUUCAGCAACUCUGUCCUGAGCCACCUGAACCAGUUACGCAUGCAGGGCCGCCUGUGUGACAUCGUGGUCAACGUGCAGGGCCAAGCUUUCCGCGCUCACAAGGUGGUGCUAGCUGCCAGCUCGCCCUACUUCCGCGACCACAUGUCCUUGAACGAAAUGAGCACCGUGUCCAUUUCUGUCAUCAAGAACCCUUCUGUGUUCGAGCAGCUCCUUUCCUUCUGUUACACCGGUCGGAUAUGUCUGCAGCUGGCCGACAUCAUCAGUUACCUAACAGCUGCCAGUUUCUUGCAGAUGCAGCACAUCAUAGACAAAUGCACGCAGAUUCUUGAGGGAAUACACUUCAAGAUCAACGUGGCAGAAGUGGAAGCAGAAUUGAGCCAGACCAGGACAAAGCACCAGGAGAGGCCGCCGGAGUCUCACCGGGUGACGCCAAAUCUGAACCGCUCUCUGAGCCCGCGUCACAACACCCCAAAGGGCAGUCGGCUGGGCCAGGUGAGCACAGUGCUGGACAUUCGUGAGCUCAGCCCACCCGAGGAGUCCACCAGCCCCCAGAUAAUUGAGCAGAGUUCGGAUGUAGAAAGCAGGGAGCCCAUACUGCGGAUUAACAGAGCAGGACAGUGGUACGUUGAGACGGGACUAGGAGAGCGUGGGGGACAGAACGACGAUGACGUCCGGCUGCUGGGAGGAGUGCGCAUUAAAACGGAGAACCUGGAGGAGUGGCUCGGGGCAGAGCAUCAGCCAUCAGGAGAAGAUGGGAGCAGCGCUGAGGAGGUCACUGCCAUGGUGAUAGACACCACGGGCCAGGGAUCCAUGUGCCAAGAGGCUUACGCGCUGGGGUCCUCUGGGGCCAAAGUGGCCAGGCCGACCAGCAGUGAGAUUGACAGAUUUAGCCCUUCUGGCAGCAUGGGUGCUGUGACUGAGCGGUACAGAUCAAAAAGCGAGUCUCCCGGGCGGAUGGAUGAGCCCAAGCAGCCCAGUUCCCAGGGGGAGGAAUCGGCCAUGCUGGGAGUGAGCGGUUACGUGGAGUACCUGCGGGAGCAGGAGGUCUCGGAGCGCUGGUUCCGCUACAACCCGCGCCUCACUUGCAUUUACUGUGCCAAAUCCUUCAACCAGAAAGGCAGCCUGGACCGGCACAUGCGCCUGCACAUGGGCAUCACGCCCUUCGUCUGCCGCAUGUGCGGCAAGAAGUACACCCGCAAGGAUCAGCUGGAGUACCACAUCCGCAAGCACACGGGCAACAAGCCCUUCCACUGCCACGUCUGCGGCAAGAGCUUCCCGUUCCAGGCCAUCCUCAACCAGCACUUUCGCAAGAACCACCCUGGCUGCAUGCCUCUGGAGGGGCCCCACAGCAUCUCCCCUGAGACCACUGUCACAUCUCGGGGGCAGGCAGAGGAGGAGUCUCCUCCGCAGGAGGAGGCUGUCGCUGUGGGCGAGACGGCACAGGGAUCUGUGUCCACCACUGGGCCGGAUUGAGGCACGGCCGCAGAGUCUGGGCAGAAAGGACCAUCUUCCCGGUUCAGCUCUCGAGGGUCAGCACCAACCUGGCAGGCUGGUACUGUAAUUUGUGCAAUGCCACCACCGGACAGAAAGAAGCUCCCAAGAUGUUGCCAAAAUAGAAAUAUCUUUCUCUCUCGCUCAGUUUCUCUCGCCCUCACCGCCCCCCACACACACGUAGAGUGUUAAACGUUUUUCUCCCUUACUCCUCCUCCUCAGGGAGAGAAACCAAACAACUGUGUCAAUCAGCUUCUUAUUCAGGGAUCGACAGGAUUUUACCUUUUGUACCGUGCCGUAGCGACCUGGGGCGAGCAGCCUUUUGUAUUUCCUGAUGGGCUUCUGUCCCUGCAGACCUGGCAGCCUGGCGGGCAGGGCUGCUCCUCACCACACCUGCUGGUCCAGCUCCGGCAGAGAGCAAGGGCGAGGGGCCAUUGCCUUCCUCCGUUCCCCAGGUGGCUGCCACCAUGAAAACAAACAGACUGUCCUGGUGGAACCUGCCUUGCCUGGGUGUAUUUAUCCCUGUCUUACUUUUUGGUGUGUCUCUUUUUACAUUUUUACUGAGAACCGUUGUUUUGGGGGCGUUUGGCUUGCCCCGUUCCAGGCGCGUGGCCUCAACGCCCCUCCUUAGAAGCAGGCACGGCUAUGAAGUGUCCGUUCUAGAGGUCAGCAAAAUUCCAAGCACUUCAGCUGCUUGGAAGUGAAAUUUAGCAGCUGCGAGGUCCACGUUAGACUCUGAUGUGUUGGGAGAAGGGUUGGAGAGGUCUUUUGGAGGAGGUUGUCCUUAACUGUUGCUGAUCUGGAGAGUUCAGAGCACCCCGAUGUCCUGCCCGGCGCGCUGCCGCGCUUUGGGUGCUGCCGAGCGUUAGGAAGAGCUCUUCUGGACUGGCUGAAUUGCAGAGUUAGAGGCUGGCUACCAAAGUCGUCCUUCACCCCUGCUCCCCCACCCCCUCAACACACACUUGAUCUUUUUAUAACAGCAAUAUGGUAAAACUGAGAUGCUAUCGUCCCAGCCCAGCAACCAGGGGUGGUUGCUUUUAAACUUCUUUCUACAAACAACUUUGAUAACUUUUUUUUAACCGCUGAAAUGCAAAAAAACAAACCCCAACCCCCAAACCCUACUUUGAUUUCCUUGUCACAGUUCAGGAAACUGCCAAGCAAAUGGUUCCUAGAGAGCAAUCACAACUCUGUCCCAUUGCAUGGACUUCAACUUUUGUAUUCUGAGCGGCUCUGAUGCUGAGAGCGAGUUUAGCAGAGCCGGAGAGACGCGGCUGCCUUGUGUUUUGUAGGUGUCUGCACGUGUUUCCUCGGUGGGAAAAGCAUGGGACAGGUAGAUAAGUGCAAAUAUCUUCACAUCUUCUGAAGAAGUCUUCUGAAAAAAAAAAGAAAUAUGCAAUACUUCAGAGUUUUCUCUGGUUCUGAUGCCAAGUUGUUCCUGACGGAGGGAGGAAAAUGAGCGACAGGUGGGGCUUUGGAUGAGUUGAAGGCGUUCUCUUGGGGAUGUGCAACGUGUACUAUAAGGAAGGGUGAAGUUCUGAUCCUGAAGGUGAUGGGAGGAACAAGGAGACACUGAAAAGAGGAGCAUCCUUCCAUCUUGCUUUGGCAAAGCAAGUUGGGUGAGUGGUUAGAGCAUGAGAAGAAAGCCUUUCCCACGGUCUGACUGCACAGCUGGGGGCACACAGAAACCUCUCCAGCCCUUGCUUUCCACACCUCCAGGCUGGCACUUGGGGUCAUUUUCCUGCCCCUUCAGAGAGGAAGGGUGAGGCAUUCUUGCCUCAUAUAUAGUAUAUCUUUAUAUAAAGAUAUAUAGCUUUAUAUACAAGAUAUAUAGCUUUGUAUCUUUUUUCUCUUUGGUAGGUGAGGAGUCUCACUGUUCCUCCCACAUCCCUCUCAAAAAACAGAUGUGGCUCUAAUGUUUUUGUCUGUGGGGAGAAGGGAAAGGCUUGGUGCCAGGAUCUCGUGUAACAGGGACGUGCUCCUAAGAGGAACCUUUGCAGAUGUUCCGAGCCAGGCACCCGCAGAGUACGAUUUCAGUGUCCAUUUCAAAGAGGAAAGCUGGUAUUUCA
Messenger RNA from Pogoniulus pusillus (Red-fronted tinkerbird), 3733 nucleotides. RefSeq names its product zinc finger and BTB domain containing 37 (gene ZBTB37). Bases 138 to 1649 code for a protein of 503 amino acids. Gene Ontology annotation, molecular function: protein binding; RNA polymerase II cis-regulatory region sequence-specific DNA binding; DNA-binding transcription factor activity, RNA polymerase II-specific. Gene Ontology annotation, biological process: regulation of transcription by RNA polymerase II. The transcript is spliced from 4 exons. NCBI's taxonomy places the organism in Eukaryota, Metazoa, Chordata, Aves, Piciformes, Lybiidae. The record is from RefSeq and is a predicted model, not a curated record.